AUGUAUUUACUUGAAGGAGAUUUCUUCUCCGAUGACACUGAGGAAGAGCGCGAGCAGCUCAAUCCGACGCAGAUUCCCGCACCAGUUCGAUCUAUAUCCCCGAGAAAGAGACGCCAUCUCUGUGCAGAUUUGGCGGUCGUACUGAGCAUGUUGGAUUUGCAUAGACUCGAUUGUCUUGAUAUGAACUUGUUGAAUCAGGGCCGUUCGGUUUUCCUUGAUGAUUUAACGACCGGACUUCGUGUUGGGAAAUUCCACCUCAAUCAUAUCAAGAGUAGAGCCAUCGGAAAGUACUACUGGCCCACGCGAUAUGUGGAUAUUGAGCAUUACUGCCGCAGUUGUGUGCCGUGCCAGCUUGUGGGACCGAAACUCCCGAAGGAACCAGCACAUUCGAUUGCAGUUUUGGAUCCGAUGGCGAUGUUCGGAAUUGAUUACAUUGGCCCGUUCAACCCGCCGUCCUCCCGGGGACACCGGUAUAUUUUGAUCGGUGUGGACUACAUGUCUCGAUUCGCCUGGGGAAUCCCAACAACGGAAGCAAAGGCCACGAAUGGAAAAAGCUGGAGUGAUCACAGAUGCGUUUCACCCUGGUCUGCCAGGACGAAAUUUGUUCGAAAAGCGGACAAGAAAAGACUCCGAAUGGUACAUCAGUACAUGCCUAUCCACCACAUCUUCAUCUUUCCGAGUGUCCAGACUCGUCCUCGUGCCUACUGCCCGGUUUCGCAUCUGAAAUAA
This is a messenger RNA of Penicillium pulvis, 729 nucleotides long. RefSeq names its product integrase zinc binding domain-containing protein. The transcript has a single exon. Gene Ontology annotation, molecular function: nucleic acid binding. The record is from RefSeq and is a predicted model, not a curated record. The coding region runs from base 1 to 729 and encodes 242 amino acids. Lineage: Eukaryota; Fungi; Ascomycota; Eurotiomycetes; Eurotiales; Aspergillaceae.